AUUUUAGUUCAAGCUGUGUUAAGUGAAUGGUACUAAAAUUAGACAAUCGUUCAGUAUUUCAGUUCAGUCACUGGCUAAGCUUUACGUAGUUUGAAGGCUUAACUGAGCCAGCAGUAAUGGAAUGCUUGACUCGAAUGCAUUAAAAUUAUCUGAAAGAAAAAUAGCCUGGCACAUUAAAAGUAACAAUGCCCUUUCAGCAAACACCGCAGUGCAGAACUAAAGAUCAGCCUGGGUGUCCUAAGUCUUAUUCACAUCAAAUAAAAGAACACUAGAGAAGACGUUUGACUGCUGUGUCCUAUGGACAGCUUGAAAUCCCUUGAAUCCAUCAUAAUCCUUUGUGAUUUACUCUUCUGAUAACACAUGAGUCUAUUUAUCUUGGCUGCUAUGAAACAACAACCAAAAUCAUGUGAUCUUUGGAACCCAUUUUGGAGAACUUUGACAGAAGGAUUGGUGAGUAGGAUGGUGGACCGCCUAAUGAACACAGAGAUCAAUACACAACGAAUUGUUGCAGUUGAAAAUUGCUUUGGAGCAACAGGUCAACCUCUGGUCUUGCAUGGCCGAGUGCUUGUGGGUGAAGGAUUAUUGACAAAAGUCUGUCGCAAAAAACCAAAACCCCGGAUGUUUUUCCUGUUUAAUGACAUCCUUGUAUAUGGAAGUAUUAUUAUCCACAAGAAAAAGUACACCAGUCAACAGAUAAUACCAUUGGAAGAUGUCAAUGUUGAAGACCUUCCAGACAAUGACAGUCUGAAAAAUCAAUGGAUGAUAAAAACUUCACGAAAAUCAUUCGUAGUGUGUGCUGCAACCCGCCCUGAGAAAGAGGACUGGAUGAAGCAUAUUAACAAAUGUAUCAAACAACUGCUGGAAAAGACAGGAAAGGCACCACCAACUGAACAUGCAGCCCCUUGGAUACCAGACAAGAUGACAGAAAUCUGCAUGCGGUGCACUCAAAAGAAGUUCAACACUUUAAUUCGCAGGCAUCACUGUCGGAACUGUGGCUUUGUGGUGUGCCAUUCUUGUUCAAAGCACAAGUUCCUCAUGCCCAAGCUGUCAUCAAAGCCUUUAAGGGUAUGCACAUUAUGUUACAAUAAAUUGAUGGAAGAGAAGGAUAAAAUUUCAACAUUAGAGAGAAAAGCAGAUGAGACCACUGAUCUGAAUGAUGAUGAAGGUGAUGACAAAUCCAGUGAUGAGGAGAAGGAAGAGCUGGGCCAGGAGCCACUCUUUUUAACAGAUCUCUCUUGGUCUUCUUUCCACACUUAGUCACAUACACAGCCAAUUAACUCAAUAAUAGCAUCAUGAAGUGAAAACAGGUCUCUUCCAAGCAAUUUUUCAGAGAAAUGUGUCACUACUUUUACUUCAUACUAACCAAUUUAAAAUGCUUAUUGAGCUUUGCACUAUAGUGCAUGUUUUUCUUUCUUGUUGUAUUCUAUACAAACUGGUUUUAACUGAUUUGCCAUUACCAUAAGGGAAUUUAUACAAUUUACCCAAUUCGUGGGCAGAGUUUGAUGCUCACACCCAUGGCGUGUUUUGAGACAGGGGUUAUUUAACUGAACAUAAAGUUCCCAGAUGGAGACGCCACUGGCUUCUCACCUCUGCCCUGAUUAUUUCCAGGGGAGACAAGUGGGAAAGCUGUCUACAAGCUUUCCUGUCCAAAUGCCAAUUGAAGUCCUUGCCAUUGAAAUCCAAAUUUCUAUACAAGAAGCCCAAAUGUUGUUUUUAGGGGCUCCCAGAGAGCGAUCUAUCAUUAGGAGGGACCCAGAGACCUGACAAUGAGAAGGGAGGCAGCAUGAUGUUUUUGAAAGUCAUUCCACCUUUCUUUCUUCUAAAUCCACUCAGAUGAAAGUCAUUGAUCCUGUUUCUGCAACUCCUGUUUUACUCUUGUUCACUCCUAUCCUGCAUCCCAUGCUGAUUUAAUGGAUGCACAGCUGGCAACCCCCAGUGUGUCUCCAGUAACAUUGAUGAUAAUGUAGAAUUGCUGACCUCUGUUUGGUUGGAAACUCUUGGGUGGAGUGGGACCUCCACCUCUGGAGUAAGCUGUGCCAUAUUAAAUUCUGCCUCAUAUCUCCGUACACAAACACUGUACGUAUACCCGUUAUUGUGUUUAAUCCUGAAUGUCACAUUCCAUGAAGCCAUCUGGUUGGGCUCCUGAUGAAUUAGUUAGCUGAUCUCAACUUUGGGGACGGUCAAAGUAUGAUAAUUUGUCUCUGCACCUCUGAUAAGGGAGCAGAAAAUCAAUGAAAAUGGAGCAGAAAAUCAACAAAGGUUUCUACUCUUAAUCAAAUGAGGAUGAAAUCAGACUUAAACUUGAAUUUGACAAUAGCCAAUAUCAGCUAUUCUCCGUGUUUACAUAUGAAUACUUGUUCCUCAGCUCCUGGGCCACCAAACGUGCUUCAGGUUUGACCUCUGACAAGAAAGAAAAGACGGUGGACAAAUUUAUAAAAAUGGAACCAAUGCACAUCGCCACACCAUGCACUGCAACAGUCCCAAAAUAAUUAGACUUAGAACUUUUCAACAUUUAUAUUGCUUCUGGAAAACUUAGUACAAGUUUUGCGUCAUGUAGCAUUUGCAAUUUGUAACAUGGUCAAGUAACUUUAUGUUAUGUCUAUGAGAUUUCUGAAUAAGUGCAAUUGUAUGUCUACAUUUAGAACAUAAUCAUUGUACAAAGUCUACAAAUCACUCAGAAUUAUAUUAAAGCUCUGUCACCUUUGAUGAAACAAGAAA
Messenger RNA from Chiloscyllium plagiosum (whitespotted bambooshark), 2718 nucleotides. The record is from RefSeq and is a predicted model, not a curated record. NCBI's taxonomy places the organism in Eukaryota, Metazoa, Chordata, Chondrichthyes, Orectolobiformes, Hemiscylliidae.